AUGGAGAAAGUGAGAGAGAUAGUGAGAGAAGGGAGGAGAGUACGAAAAGAAGACCCGAGAAGAAUAGUACAUGCUUUCAAAGUGGGACUUGCUCUUGCUUUGGUCUCUUCCUUUUAUUAUUACCAACCUCUAUACGAUAACUUCGGUGUCAAUGCAAUGUGGGCUGUCAUGACCGUCGUCGUCGUCUUUGAAUUCUCAGUAGGGGCUACACUUGGGAAAGGAAUAAAUAGAGCAGUGGCAACAUUAGUAGCAGGAGGACUAGGAAUCGGAGCUCAUCAUCUAGCAAGUUUGUCCGGUCCAACAAUAGAACCUAUUCUUCUCGCCAUCUUUGUCUUUGUACAAGCUGCGUUGUCGACGUUCGUGAGGUUCUUCCCGAGGGUGAAGGCGAGAUACGAUUAUGGGAUAUUGAUAUUCAUAUUGACCUUCUCGCUGAUAUCAGUGUCGGGGUUUAGAGAGGACGAGAUAUUGGAGUUGGCCCAUAAGAGACUAUCGACAGUGAUAAUGGGUGGAGUCAGUUGCGUCCUAAUCUCUAUCUUUGUAUGUCCGGUCUGGGCUGGACAAGACCUCCAUUCUCUUCUUGUCUCCAACUUUGACACUCUCUCCCACUUCCUUCAAGAAUUUGGGGACGAAUAUUUUGAAGCGACAGAGGAUGGGGACAUCAAAGAGGUGGAGAAGAGGAGAAGGAAUCUUGAAAAAUAUAAAAGUGUGCUCAACUCAAAAAGCAACGAAGAAGCUUUGGCUAAUUUCGCAAAAUGGGAACCGCGUCACGGCCAAUUUAGAUUUAGGCAUCCAUGGAACCAAUACCUUUCCGUGGCUGCAUUACUCCGGCAGUGUGCCUACCGGAUUGAUGCCUUGAAUUCAUACAUCAAUUCAGAUUUUCAGAUCCCAAUGGACAUCAAAAAGAAAUUAGAAGAACCAUUAAGAAGAAUGAGCUCAGAGUCAGGAAAAUCAAUGAAAGAAGUGUCGAUUUCAUUAAAGAAAAUGACAAAAUCAUCUUCUUCUGAUAUCCAUGUCUUAAACUCACAAUCUGCCUGCAAAGCGCUUUCUACUUUACUCAAAUCUGGCAUCUUGAACGAUGUUGAGCCUCUACAAAUGAUUUCAUUGAUGACCACAAUCUCCCUGCUCAUCGAUAUUGUUAAUUUAGCCGAAAAAAUAUCUGAAACCGUACACGAGCUUGCGUCCGCAGCAAGAUUUAAGAACAAGAUGAAGCGGACCGUGUCAUUGGACAAGUCGGAUUCUGGAAGCAUCGGUCGUGCCAUGCCAAUUAAACCUCAAGAUGAUAAUAAUGAUCAUGUUGUCACAAUCUUAUGUGAUGUUGAUAUUCCAAACACCGUUGAUCAAUCCCGUGGAGAGAGUUCAGUGGACUCUUGUCACCAUGUCGCCAUAAAGAUUGAUGAUGAUGAUUCACUACAUGGAAAACAUGAAGAUGGUGAAAUACAUGUACAUACGAGUUGUGUAUCAUGUGGUCAGACUAAUGCUAGUGAUGUUUUAGGUAGUGAUAAGAGAAUUAGUAAUAACUAA
Messenger RNA from Thlaspi arvense, 1521 nucleotides. The record is from the annotation of a GenBank genome assembly. NCBI's taxonomy places the organism in Eukaryota, Viridiplantae, Streptophyta, Magnoliopsida, Brassicales, Brassicaceae.